Rubroshorea leprosula is the source of this 1622-nucleotide messenger RNA. Lineage: Eukaryota; Viridiplantae; Streptophyta; Magnoliopsida; Malvales; Dipterocarpaceae. The record is from the annotation of a GenBank genome assembly.
CUCAGAUUUCUGCUUCCGCGGUUCCGCUCUUCAUCGCCAUGACGGUUCACUCAAAUCACAAAGAUGAUUUCGACAAAGCACCAAGGAGUUCUUAUUUUCACUUACCUCCGCUGGAUGUUUCCGUUGCGUUUCCUCAAGCAACUCCGGGAUCAACAUUUCCUCCUUGCACCUCGGAUUAUUUUCUUUUUGAUGAUCUGUUGACUCCUGAGGAGCAGGCUGUCCGUUUGAGAGUAAGAGAGUGUAUGGAGAAAGAAGUAGCUCCAAUAAUGACAAAGUAUUGGGAGAAGGCAGAGUUCCCAUUUGAAGUUGUCCCAAAACUCAGUGCCCUCCGUGUUGCUGGUGGAACUAUCAAAGGUUAUGGAUGUCCUGGUCACUCCAUUAUUGGAAAUGCAAUUGCAACGGCUGAGGUUGCUAGAGUUGAUGCAAGCUGCUCUACUUUCAUAUUGGUUCAUUCUUCUUUGGCCAUGCUCACUAUAGCUCUGUGUGGAUCAGAGGAACAGAAGCAAAAAUAUUUACCUUCUUUGGCACAGUUUAAAACCAUAGCUUGUUGGGCUUUAACUGAACCUGACUAUGGAAGUGAUGCAAGUGCCCUGAAGACAACCGCAACAAAGGUGAAGGGAGGUUGGAUCCUUGAGGGCCAAAAACGCUGGAUAGGAAACAGUACAUUUGCAGAUGUGUUGGUUAUUUUUGCCAGGAAUACUACAACAAAUGAAAUAAAUGGAUAUAUAGUAAAGAAGGAUGCACCUGGAUUGACAGUUACCAAAAUAGAAAACAAGAUUGGUUUGCGAAUUGUUCAAAAUGGAGAUAUUCUCUUGCAGAAAGUCUUUGUACCCGAUGAGGACAGGAUACCUGGUGUCAAUUCUUUUCAUGAUACAAACAAGGUAUUGGCUGUUUCACGUGUCAUGGUUGCUUGGCAACCUAUUGGCAUAUCAAUGGGUGUCUAUGACAUGUGUCACAGGUAUCUGAAAGAAAGGAAACAGUUUGGAGCACCACUGGCUGCUUUCCAACUUAAUCAGCAGAAACUUGUUCAAAUGCUAGGCAAUGUACAAGCAAUGUUUCUUGUUGGUUGGCGUCUUUGCAAGUUGUAUGAGAGUGGCAAAAUGACUCCAGGUCAAGCCAGCUUGGGAAAGUCGUGGAUCACCUUGAGGGCCAGAGAAACAGUUUCUCUAGGACGAGAGUUACUCGGUGGUAAUGGAAUUUUGGCUGAUUUUCUAGUUGCAAAGGCAUUCUGUGAUUUGGAACCCAUCUACACAUAUGAAGGCACUUAUGACAUUAACAGCUUGGUGACUGGUAGGGAAAUCACCGGUUUGUCCAGUUUGAGGCCACCUACUUUGAGCAAGAGAAGCCGCCUUUGACCAGUACACUGUCCGACCCACCCUCUACACAGGGAUCCCUUCCUUAGCAAAGAAUUAUGCUAUGUGAAAUGAAUCAGAACAAAGUUGAUAUAUACUUAAAGAAUAAGUAAACUUUGCAUAAAGUGUUGCUCAGUUGUAAUAAAAGUGCAGUGUUAUGGACCAACAGGAGAAUGAAUGAUUUUCCAUUCUGCUGCUUCUCGUUGUGAUAGCCUUAUGUUUGUGUUCUACCAGAGACCAACAGCCCACAAAUAUAUAACAUAUUUACAU